This is a messenger RNA of Glarea lozoyensis ATCC 20868, 444 nucleotides long. RefSeq lists its product as uncharacterized. The transcript has a single exon. NCBI's taxonomy places the organism in Eukaryota, Fungi, Ascomycota, Leotiomycetes, Helotiales, Helotiaceae. Bases 1 to 444 code for a protein of 147 amino acids. The record is from RefSeq and is a predicted model, not a curated record.
AUGAUCAACUUAGAAGAUAGAGAUGCUGAUGCUAUAUGGAUGUUCGUCCUUGGUGUCUUGUUGUUCUUAAGACGUCUGCCAGAAUCAGAAUGGACCACCGAAUAUAGUCAGGGAAGCUCAGAUGCCAAGACGACCCGAUCACGUGCAACCCAGCCCAUGCCAGACUUCUUCUGCAGAUUCGUCGCGACCUCAAGCAACCCAACCACUUCAAUUCGCAUCAACGUUUGGCCGAACUCCAUCAAUCCCGUGCUCUCGCAUCGAUCAUCCGCCAAAAUAAUAUAUCAAUCGAAUCGAAGAUCCGGACCGCGCGCGCAACGCUGCUUGCGCAGUGCCGGCUGGCACCCGCUUUGGAGGAGAAAGGGAUUGGGACGGGAGAGGGAGCUGAAGGUUGGAUCACAACCACAAUCGCGUGUGGCUGCAGGCGCGACAAGUCCCAGUAAGUGA